Molecule: messenger RNA, 567 nt
Organism: Acytostelium subglobosum LB1
Lineage: Eukaryota; Evosea; Eumycetozoa; Acytosteliales; Acytosteliaceae
Exons: 2
Coding region: 1-567 (188 amino acids)
Molecular function (GO): calcium ion binding
Source: RefSeq, a predicted model, not a curated record
AUGGGAAGUGGAUCAUCAAAGUUGACUGAUGCCGAUUUGGCAUACAUGUCACAACAGACCAACUUGUCAAAGGGAGAGGUUGCUAAGCUCUUUGAAGAGUUCAAGAAGUUUGACAAGGAUGGCAGUGGAGCAUUGGAGCGCACUGAGUUCAUCAGUUUGUUAAAGGUUAGAUUGCCAAACUUCCCAGAGCAACGUAUGUCAGACCUGUUCAACGCGUUUGACACGGACAGGAGUGGAACUAUCGACUUUAAGGAGUUGUCCGUGGCCAUUGGUGUCAUUGGACAUGGAUCAAAGGAGGAGAAGCUCAACUUGUUAUUCGACGUGUUUGAUCGUGACAAGAGUGGCACUCUGGAGAAGGUCGAGAUCGACCAGCUCAUCCGUCUAAUCAUCCAGAUUGGAAAGUCGUUGGGCAAGCCCGAGAAGGACCUGGACCACUUUGUCCGUGCUCUAUUCCAAAAGAUCGACGCUGACAAGAGCAGCACAAUCAGUCGCGACGAGUGGGUCACAGAGGGAAGCAGAACGCCAUCAUUAUUGUUCCUGCUUGGUGUCAGCGCUGGCACUCAAUAA